CUUACGACAUCGAUAUUGAAAGAUUCCGAAGAUUUGAAGCUGUGCGUGGAAGAUAAUAAUUGACUGGCGAAUGAUAUAUUUCCGCCUUAAUAUUUAAUACUACGCCAAAUACAUCUGGAAACGGCGCAAUAUUCACUCCUUUCCGCCAAGCGGCACACUCGGCGCCGCACAACAAACACACUCGUCGUACACCGCAUCCAAAACCUUCGCCAUGGCUGGAAAAGCCCGUAAGGAUCUUGCCAAGGCGAACGUGGCCGCACUUUCAACCCUCCACAUUGGCAGUCUCGUCUUCAAUGGCGCCUUCAUCGUCGUCAGCCUCAUCUUCCGCUCCCGCUCACUCCUCACCUACGCCGUACUGUCCAUUCCCGCCCUUGCGUGCCAGUACAUCCUCGAGUCCAGCGGCCGCCCAAAGUACACUACGCUGAAUGGGAAGUCAAGCCUUAAAUCCGCUGGGGAGGACUUGGCCGCGCCAGGACUGACCGAGUACCUCUUCGACGUCGUGUGGGUCACGUGGGCAUGCUUAUUGGCCGUCCUUGCAUUGGGAGACAAAGCAUGGUGGCUGUUUGCCAUUGUUCCCGUAUUUGUUCUGUGGAAGGGCUGGGGACUGAUCGGUGCCGCGAGGGGGAUGCUGGGUGGUCCUCAGGGUCAGCCAAAGGGCGGGGAGGAGCAGCAACAGGCAGCUCCACAGAACAGAAGGCAGAGGAGGAUGGCGGCAUGAGAGUGAAUGGUUCAGAGUGAAUAUGUAUGUAUAUAGAUAUCGAGAGUGUAUGAUAAUGAAUCAAUGGGCUGGAUCUCACCUGGAGCUGUAUAGCAAAUACGGGCAUGGGAUGGUGAAAUGUGUACUCCGAACUCUACUGGGACGUGUGGGGGUGAUGCUGAAAGGUGCAUGGUGUAUGAGACUUGAAGGAUAUACAAUGUCUCCUUGUAUAUAUAUCUCGAGCAGCGUCUCCUUGAAUAUAUAUUCGGUUGUAUAUAUAUUUAGGAGAUCAGAACCAGAACAAUCUGACGUGCAUCGUGGAAGCCAAUAUCGGCUACUUUGUUGAUCUUGUCCAGUGAUUCUCGGCUGUUUCCCCAUUUCGCUUGAUGGUUCCCUGCAGGACCGCGACGAAAUCACAAAAACAAAAGCCGUAAGAGGACUAGCGUACCCUUCCAUUACUGAGUGAUUCAAAACGCUCACAACAGGAGGAAACACGCUUAU
Molecule: messenger RNA, 1198 nt
Organism: Pseudogymnoascus destructans
Lineage: Eukaryota; Fungi; Ascomycota; Leotiomycetes; Thelebolales; Thelebolaceae
Exons: 1
Coding region: 212-718 (168 amino acids)
Biological process (GO): vacuolar protein processing
Cellular component (GO): intracellular membrane-bounded organelle
Source: RefSeq, a predicted model, not a curated record